This is a messenger RNA of Periconia digitata, 954 nucleotides long. The record is from the annotation of a GenBank genome assembly. NCBI's taxonomy places the organism in Eukaryota, Fungi, Ascomycota, Dothideomycetes, Pleosporales, Periconiaceae.
UCUAUCUGUAGCCACCCCCUUCUCCUGCAAGUAAUCAAGAUAUUUAGAAAUGUUACCAUGAUGCGAACAACACCCAGACUAUUCCGCGCUCCGCUCCGCCGUUUAUCCAAUAUGCCUGUGCCCCGCCUAGUUCGCUUCGUUGCCCAAGACGAUGGGCAGCAAUACUACGGCGCCGCCGACGAAAAUCUCGGGACCGCUUCCGUGAUCGACUGCGUAAAUCCGUUCUCCCAACGCGCAGAGCCGACUGAGAUCAGGAAGACCAUUUCGAGGUUGCUGUGCCCGCUGUCGAUGGAUGACUGCCGAGGCAUAGUAUGCAUCGGUUUGAACUACAGGGACCACGCCGAGGAAGCCAAGAUGGCGAUUCCCACUGUUCCUGUGGUGUUCCACAAACCUGUCACGGCGUUGGCGGGCCCGUAUGACGACUUGGAUGUACCCGAGAUGUCAUGGUCGAAAGGGAAGCUGGAUUACGAAGCGGAACUAGUCAUAGUAAUCGGAACCAAGGCGUCAAGAGUAAGCAAGGAAGACGCUUUAGAUUACGUUUAUGGGUAUACUGUCGGAAAUGACUUUUCCAAUCGCACUUGGCAACUCGAUUCCACAUUAGGUGGAGGCCAAUGGUGUUAUUCAAAGAGCUUCGAUUUCUCGGCACCCGUUGGACCAGCCAUUGUGUCCAAAGACAUUCUUGAUCCAGCAAAAGGGUUAGGGAUUCGCACAAUGCUCAAUGGCGAAAUUAUGCAGGAUGGAACUACUAGUAAUAUGAUCUUCUCGACCGCAGAGAUCGUAUCCUUUCUGAGUCAAGGAAUGACGCUCCUUCCCGGAACCCUGAUCUUUACAGGUACUCCAGCGGGCGUAGGAUUCGGAAGAAAACCGAGCAUAUUCGCCAAGAAGGGUGAUAUACUAAAGGUCAGGAUCGACGGCAUUGGAGAGAUUGAGAACAAGGUCGUGUACGCUAAGUGA